Daktulosphaira vitifoliae (grape phylloxera) is the source of this 1518-nucleotide messenger RNA. RefSeq lists its product as uncharacterized. The transcript has 3 exons. The record is from RefSeq and is a predicted model, not a curated record. NCBI's taxonomy places the organism in Eukaryota, Metazoa, Arthropoda, Insecta, Hemiptera, Phylloxeridae. Bases 226 to 1503 code for a protein of 425 amino acids.
UCUGUUUUUGUAGUAACUUCUGCAAGAAAUUAUUAAUAUUCUCACGUUGAAUCGUAAUUAAUUAAAAUAUAUUUAAUAAGUUUUUUUUAUGAAUUUUUAGACUGUUGAAAACUCAAUUUUCUACAACACUAAUGAGGUUGACUUGUGACAGGCCACUUAAUUAUUAUGCUGCGUCAAUCUAAUUAAAACGUCAGAAGUUUGUACAAUUUUUAUAAGGACAAGUCAAUGGAAUUAAAAGUACUUAAUUCCAAUCAAAACGGAACAUUAUUGAUAUUGCCUGACAUAAGCCAAUCAUAUCGAUUGCCAACGAGCUUCUCUGCUGUGUAUCUAACCUUGUCUUCCAUGGCUUUUGUGUCAAAUUUAAUGGUACUCAGUGGUAUACUAACUAGUGAUAGACUGCGGUCUUCAUACGCCGUACUCGUGUCUGCUCUAUGCCUUCAAUGUGCUUUGGAUAGUGCUGUUAGCCAUUUUUUGGUUUCCAAAGAACUUUUGACACUUGAAAGGACGCCAGAAACAAUAACAACUUCAUCUAUAACGGAUAAUUCGUUUGCAGCAACAUGCCGUGUUAUCGCAACAAUUACUUCAGCACUGUCUACGGUAGAACUUAUUACGUUUGCAACUCUAACUUGUUUAAACACAUUUGCUCGAACAAAUUAUAUUUUACCAUUGCCAGCUGCUGCAGUUCUAUGGGCUGUCCCUUCUAUGUAUACUUACGUCAUACUUACACCAACCUUAUUAUUUUCUACUAGAUACUUUUCAUAUAGGGGUCGUUGCGGCUUUACUGCUAAUUCAACUGAAUGGUUUUAUCCUACUUUAUUGAUAACAUUUAGUCUUAUGAUACCUUGGUCAAUAUCAUUUUACUUUGUAUUUAUUUCUCGACCAUCAUCGGCCACUAUUAGAGCCACAAGAGGCUUAUUAAACUCGAGUGAUCUCAUUAGAUCUCAACCUGAAGACCUCCCGUCUAAAUGGAUAUUUUCCUUAUAUACUGUAUUCGUGACACCUGGAUAUUUAUCGUCUUGUUCAUUUCUUUACAAAACACAGGACGAAAAUAUUUGGAUAGAAAAUAAAAAGUAUGAUAGUAUUUUAGAUGGUUAUCUAUCCAAAUUACCAAUUAUAUUUGACUUGAUAGUACCAUUAGUUUUAAUAUAUUAUCAUAAGGCUUUUAGAAAGAAAUGUAGAGAUUUGUACUUGCAUGGCUUUAGAAACUCUGUUUCUGAUGACUCUCAAAUGAUGAAAAAAAGAAUUUCAAAUCGUCGUAUUAAAGAAGAUAAAUUGAUCAAUGAUUCUCCAGUUUUAUUUCUUGAAAAUUCUGGAAUAAUUAGUCUGAGAAUACCAAAAGAUAAUGGAUUUAUUAUCACGGCAUGUGAUGUUGACGAAGAUGGCAAUUCAGUUAAUAAAAAAAAGUACAAUAGAUUUUCUAGAAGAGUCAGCAAAGCUAUUGGGUCAAAUUCAAAAAACAUCAAUGAAAAUGAAGAGUUUCAAAAUGAAGAAUCACAAUUUUAAUUUUUUGGGUUUCAU